Molecule: messenger RNA, 1632 nt
Organism: Brenthis ino (lesser marbled fritillary)
Lineage: Eukaryota; Metazoa; Arthropoda; Insecta; Lepidoptera; Nymphalidae
Source: the annotation of a GenBank genome assembly
AUGCUUAAAACUAUCUUUUUACAACUAUUAGUAUUUCUUUUUGCUGAGAUAGUCAAAUGUCAGAAUAUAAGCAUUACAUUGCCUCUUAAUAACACAACAACGUUGGGAAACAAAGAACUGUACAAUGGUUUUACUAAUCUUAAUUCCUCAUCGACAUUGCAAAUAGACUUCGAGAAUGUCAAUAAAAAUGUAUCUUUUAUCAUAUUUCAAGUGCACAGCCACUUAUAUAAUGUCACUUUAUAUAACAACACAUUAAUAAGAGGUUCCUAUGUGUCUGGCACUAAUGUAGGAUUAUAUAGCAGCAUAAAACCAAAAUUGGAUACAUUUUUUAUAUAUAACCCAAAUGCAGUUAAUUUGAAAUUGUACAUCUCGGUACAUGGAUAUGCAGCUACAGAUCCCAUACCGGGUGGAUGUAACAUGGAAUUUGCUGUACCAACAUCUCCAUAUAUGCAAAUUUCAUAUAAUAAAAAUUAUAUAUUAGUAGAUGCUGCCAUGGCUAAAGAUUUUUCUGACAAAACUUGUAAUACAAUAGAUAAAGUUGUUGUUUUAUUUUACAAAGUAUAUUUGCCAGAAAGAAAUUUUUAUGAGGAUUCAUAUUUUGAUGGUAUCAAAAGUUUGAUGACUUUAGAUAACAUUAAAGAUUUUGGAGAAUAUGUACCUGAUAAUGGUCUUGGUAUGCGUCGCAUGCUUAGUGCGUAUCCUGGCACAGGCGCAGUAUAUGUAGCUGUGGCUAUCAGUUCAAAAAAUACAAGUUCUUACUCAUUAUAUGUACCAACUUCAACGUACGCUUGCUCACCGUUGGAAGAAGAGGGAUGCGAAUUAUUAGAUGACUACUUUUCGCAAAUGCUAUGUGCCUCUCUAAUAUUUAUUGGAUUGUUUGUAUGCUUUUUUGGGCAUAGAUUUUUCAAGACUGAAAUGUUUUUAGUGGGAUUGAUAAGUGGAUUUAUUUUAACAUUUAUACUCAUUUCUCUUAUUGCUGAUUUGGAAACGCCUGCUCUAUUAGGCGCUUCCGUACUCUCCGGGAUAUGUUUCGGAGCGAUUUGGUUGUUGUUUUGGUGGUUCUACGGAAUUCCGCUCAUUGCUGUUCUUCUCUCUACUCUGAACGUUGGAUUCUUAUUUUCCGCCAUCAUAUAUUAUGGUUUACCAGGUGGUCUAAUAGCUCUACAGUUGGAUUUAAAUUUCUGGGCGCUAUUUAUACUUAUCGCUCUAAUGAUGUCGAUCAUGCUCGUGUCUAUGACAUUUCUAUCUAACAUACUGUGCUGUGCCAUACUUGGCGCGUACGCGACAAUAUACCCUAUGGACUAUUACUUAGGGUCUAAUUUGAAAUAUAUAAUGAUAAAUACAAUUCGAAGGGCAACGGUACCACAGUUCAAUAAGGCAGUGCUUUCGCCGCCUUUUGAAUGGAGGGAUGCUCUAAUAACCUUGUUGUGGAUAUCACUUGCGAUGUCAGGGUUUUUGUUUCAACACUUCCAUAAUAGGAGUCGACCCCCAUUCCCGCCACCACCACGAAGUGUUAGACAGGUCCCUAGUACUUACUACGGAACAGUGGAACCAAGACGACGACGAUAUGACACAAUGCCUCCUAUUUCGCCGACCAUGAUCGCACAAACCGAACGGGCGCCAUUAUUAGCA